CUUUGUUUACCUCAAAUAGCACAAAUUCAACAUGUUUCCUCGAGUUUGUUAAGAAACCAAAUGGAUAAUACUCGACUAUUCGCUUGCUCGGUAUUUUUCACAGUUUUCGGAUUUUGUUCUAACUUCAUAUCAUUCGUUUCGCCCUAUUGGAUCCAAUCAUUACCGGAGGCCAAAAGCCAAUUUCAGAGAAUCGGUCUUUGGACAGUUUGCUUUGAUGGUUAUAUGCGACCUGGACUAUAUGACAAGGCAUAUUUUGGAUGCUACUAUAUUUAUUAUGUCAUUUAUGAUCGUGUGAGAGAUUGGUUGAACCCAGUUUGGUUAUACACAAUACAAGUGACUGCAUCUUGUGGCAUUUUGAUUCAAUUUCUGGUUUUAUUCAUGGUCCUUUGUCAAGUCUCCGGUGCAGUUUCUAGAUCUGACCUCAAAGUACUGAAAUUUAUCGCUGGUGGUCAUUUCUUCACGUGCUUAACACUAACUGCUGCCUUAGUUGCAUUUGCUGUGGCUAGAUGUGAUAGCCGUUGGAUGCCUUAUCCUGAUUUGAAUGUCCUGUCAUGGGCAUAUGCUGUUGGCGUUUUCAGUUUCAUCUCGACAUUUAUCGCUUUUAUUAUCAGCUUUAUAAUUUAUCUUAAUUUAGAUGAGAUCAUCAACAGACAGAAAGAAAAUGAAGAUCUACUUGAGAAUGAAGAAAAAAUGGGUAUGAAUUCCCCACUUCCUACACAAAAUGAUCCCCGUUACACAGAACCUCAUUAUUUCACUGAUCCACAACCAUCGAGCUACAUGGGAAGCUCUAAAAUGCCAACUAAAAGCUGGAAAGACUCUGAGGUCACAUAUAACGUAGAUGAAGAAAUUUCUGAUUCUGAGAAUCCAUCGAAUUCACGCUUUAAUACUUCUCGUUACAUGUAUGACCCACGAAGUUAAAAUAACUCAUAAAUAAAUUAUUUCGACUUGACUUAUAAGAAUAAUUUGUAAUUAAUUACGUUUGAAGACUGUGAAUUAAGUAUGUUUAUUCUUAUUGUAUUCUUGAUGUGAAAAAUAUAUUAAACACUAAAAGAAACGGGGGA
Heterobilharzia americana is the source of this 1061-nucleotide messenger RNA. NCBI's taxonomy places the organism in Eukaryota, Metazoa, Platyhelminthes, Trematoda, Strigeidida, Schistosomatidae. The record is from the annotation of a GenBank genome assembly.